GUGGCUUUGUUACUUUUAGUAUACUCUGUCUCUUAUAAGUUACUGCAUACAAGGUGUUGUGUCUGGCCCAGCAAUUACCCCGUCGCCAGCUUUUGCCUCGCCUCGCAUAAGCUUUCGGCAUCAGGAGCCGACCCAGCACUCCAGUCGUUUUAUCGUUCGCAGCGGGCAAAUGGCGACCGCAGCUACGGAGACGGAGGAGAUCCCCGAGAUCCAAACCGAGGAACACAAGCUGCCGCCACACCCCUCCGCUCCCCAGCAGAAGUUCCGAAAGGACUACGCCCCCCCGCCGUACACCAUCUCCGCCGUACACCUAGAUUUCAAGCUGGGCGAGGACACCACGCUGGUGACCUCGCGCCUGCACCUGCAGCCCAACUAUGGCAGCCUGCCGGAGGGCACCUCCCGCCCCGCUCUACAGCUGGACGGUCGCAAGGACAUUGUGCUGGUGAGCGUGGCGGUGGGCGGGCAGCAGCUGGGGCAGGAUCAGUACCUGCUGACGGAGAAGGCGCUCACCAUCGCCAACCUGCCGGAGGGCGAGUUCGAGCUGGAGGUGGUGACGCAGCUGCGCCCCCAGGACAACUCGCUGCUGGAGGGGCUGUACAAGUCGUCGGGGAACUUCUGCACGCAGUGCGAGGCGGAGGGCUUCCGAGGUAUUACCUACUUCCUGGACCGACCCGAUGUCAUGGCAACGUACACCACCCGUAUGGAGGCGGACGAGGCGGCCUACCCGGUGCUGCUGGGUAAUGGCAACCUCAAGGAGAGCGGCAAGCUGGAGGGGGGGAGGCACUACGCUGUGUGGGAGGACCCCUACCCCAAGCCCUGCUACCUCUUCGCGCUGGUGGCAGGCAAGCUGGCCAUGAAGGAGCGGGCCUUCACCACUCGCAGCGGGCGGCAGGUGGCGCUGCGCAUAUUCGUGCAGGAGGGCAACCUCGGCAAGGUCGACCAUGCGCUGGACUCGCUGGUGCGGUCCAUGCGGUGGGACGAGGACACCUUCGGUCUGGAGUACGACCUGGACCUCUUCAACAUCGUGGCGGUGGACGACUUCAACAUGGGGGCCAUGGAGAACAAGAGCCUCAACAUAUUCAACAGCAGGCUGGUCCUCGCCUCCCCCCAGACCGCCACCGACCUGGACUACAGUCGCAUCGAAGGGGUGGUGGGGCACGAGUACUUCCAUAACUGGACGGGUAACCGGGUGACCUGCCGCGACUGGUUCCAGCUGACCCUCAAGGAGGGGCUCACGGUGUUUCGGGACCAGGAGUUCACUGCCGACAUGAACAGCCGCCCCGUGAAGCGCAUCGAGGACGUCAUGAUGCUGCGCAGCUCGCAGUUCACUGAGGACGCGGGCCCCAUGUCUCACCCCAUCCGCCCCGAGUCCUACAUCAAGAUGGACAACUUUUACACGGUCACGGUGUACGAGAAGGGGGCGGAGGUGGUACGACUGUACGACACGCUGCUGGGCAAGGAGGGGUUUCGGAAGGGCAUGGACCUCUACUUCCAGCGCCACGACGGACAUGCGGUCACCUGCGAUGACUUCCUGGCAGCCAUGGCGGAUGCGAACGGGGUCAACCUGGAUACGCUGGGCAGGUGGUACUCCCAGUCCGGCACCCCGCACCUGCACGUCUCCUCCUCCUACGACGCGCCCUCCCGCACCUACCGCCUCACGUGCAAGCAGCACACGCCGCCGGGUCCGGGGCAGGACUCCAAGCUGCCGGUGCUCAUCCCCAUCAAGCUGGGGCUGCUGGGGCCCGAUGGCGGGUUGGGUUCGGACAUGCCGCUGCGGCUGCAGGGCGCGGAUGGCAGCGUGACGGACCUGGGCAGCACGGGCGUGUUGCGUUUCGAGACCACCGAGGCCACCUUCACCUUCCUGGACGUCCCCUCCGAGCCCGUCCCCUCGCUGCUGCGCGGCUUCUCCGCGCCCGUCAAGAUGGAGGUGGAGGGGCAGUCGGAGGCGCAGCUGCUGUUCCUGCUGGCUCAUGACAGCGACCCAUUCAACAGGUGGGAGGCGGGUCAGCGGCUGUCCCGCAAACUGCUGCUGCAGCUCUACGCGGCGGCGACAGCGGGCGGGGGAGCACACAACGCACAGGCGGUUGCUGACCGUUGUACGGCAGCGGGCGGGGUACCCGAUGCCGUUGUGGAGGCCUUCCGUGCCGUACUGGAGGAUGAGACCCUGGACGGCAGCUUCAAGGCCAUGGCCGUGUGCCUGCCCACUGGCAACGAGCUGCUGGACUCCCUGCCCGGCGGCGACCCCCCGCUGCUUCACCAAGUGCGCAUGUUCGUGGUACGGCAGCUGGCGGCCCGACUGCGGCCGCAGCUGGAGGCGCUGGUGAAGGCGAAUGAUGACGAGCCGGGGGAGCCAUACCAUUUCACGGCUGCCGCCUGCGCCCGUCGCGCCAUCAAGAACCGCUGCCUCGCCAUGUUGAGCAGUCUGGAGGAGCCGGAGAUCACCGCCAUGCUGCUGCGGAGGGUCAAGGAGGCCACCAACAUGACGGACGAGAUCGCGGCGCUGGGCUGUCUGGUGGAGCUGGCGGGUCCGGAGCGCGACACCGCGCUGGCCGCCUUCUACGACAAGUACCGGAGCGAGCCGCUGGUGCUGCUCAAGUGGCUUGGGCUGCAGGCCACCUCCAACGCCCCCGGCAACGUGUCGCUGGUCAAGGGCCUGGUGGAACACCCCGCAUUCAACAUCACCAACCCCAACAACUGCUACUCGCUGUUCCUGGGCUUUGGCCGCUCGCCCGUCAACUUCCAUGCGGCGGAUGGCAGCGGUUACGAGUUCAUGGGAGAUGCCGUACUGCGGGUGGAUUCGAUCAACCACCAGGUCGCGGCCCGCAUGGUGUCGUGUUUCACCACGUGGCGCCAGUACGACAGCGAGCGGCAGGCCAUGAUGCGGGCUCAGCUGGAGCGGAUUGUGGCGGCCAACGGGCUGAGUGAGAACGUGUUUGAGAUCGCAUCCAAGUCGCUCAAGUAAAGAGAGGGUGGUGGACUUGUGGUGUAGGGUGACUGGGUGUGUGUUUAAGAAGACUGGCCGCGAGUAGGAACGUACUGGACGGUCGAAAGAUGAUGAUGGUGAUGAUGGGUGUGGGGUUAGGGCAGAGGGUGAGUGUGUGGGGUUUGGGGGUUUGGUGUGGAUUACGGGUUGGGUGUGAAUGGAUGGAGGGGGUGCAGCAAGGAUGUCCGGCUGUUGAAGGAUGUGUUGAUUACGGUAACGUGUGGCGGCGCUUGCGUGCCGUGGGGUCUGGCGCGUUGUUUUGGGUGUUUGCUGCAGUUGGGAGCGUAAAGCAGCCGUUAGUAAGGAGUGAGUGCGAGGCGCGCUAGGAUUUCCUCGUUUCAAACUUGCACACACGACAGGUGUGCUCACAGAACGGAAGCGGGAGAGAGGAUAUGAAAGAGAGGGACAAGAAGAGAAGUCCAGGGGAUGGGGGUGUACGAUGCACCCAUGCCCGCCUUUUGUUUACAAAUUAGGCGACGUAUGUGUAAAGAAGCAUUGGCACUGCCCUACUGGUAGUUGGCCUGGGCGUGCGAAAGUGGGGGCUACGGACUUGUAAGUGAGCGCCGUGUAGUGGGUACGAUGUUGGCUUUUGCGGUUUUGCCUGCCUCGAUCAACAAGGCCCAUCGAGUGCUGAGGGAAUCCUGCCAGCCACAGCUUCGCGUACAAGGCACCAAAACUGCCGAUAAAGAAAGCCUGCAAGCGUGAAGCAUAGGCUGGAGUGCGCAACAAACACAUGGCUGAAGCGUCUUGCUGGUCGGGCGGGUGUAGAUGGGGCAGGCAGGGGUACCAGGCAGGUAAGGCAAACGGCACAUCUCGGGUGUCGGUGUUAGGAAGUGCGACCGCUAUCUAGCUUGCAUGAUUCUCCAUGGGAGGAGCCAGCUGCGGCGGGAUGAAUGGUCCUGCCGUGCCAGUGUACACGACGAGGCAGUUGCCUGCAUGCAUUUACUCGCAGUUGGACGAUGCGAUUAGGGAGGGUGAGGGCUGCCCAGGGCUAGAAGGGUUCCGUCGGAGUGUUUAGGAGGUUGAGG
Astrephomene gubernaculifera is the source of this 4011-nucleotide messenger RNA. Lineage: Eukaryota; Viridiplantae; Chlorophyta; Chlorophyceae; Chlamydomonadales; Astrephomenaceae. The record is from the annotation of a GenBank genome assembly.